AUGCCAGAAGAUAAUACAAAAAAUUUAAAGUUUAACCACAUUACUAUAAACUAUUCAAAUGAUAUACAUGGAAAUUUCAUAUCUUUACCAAACUCUAUCAUUCAGAUUUUAGAUUCUACUGAUAUACCCAUUCAUGAAUUUGGUAUAACUAUUUUUGAUAGCAAAACCUCAUUGUUGCAUGCUGGCUGGAAUGGAUAUGAGUCUCUACCCUUAUUUAAUGGCUCACAAACUAUUUCAAUAAAUCCAAUAUUAGCACAAGCACAUAACAUUGCACACGGCUCAACAGUUUCUUUAGAAGUUAUUAAUUAUGACAAAUCGUCAAUUGCAGACGAGGUACAUAUCAUCCCAUUAGCAAGCGAUGAUUGGGAAUUAAUUGAAAGUAAUACAAUUUAUUUACAAGAUGAAAUCUUACAACAAACACGAGUUAUUGCUAGGGACGAAAUACUUUUAUGUCAUAUUAAUAAUAUGAUCUGCCGAUUUAAAAUUAAUAAGAUAGUUCCAGAAAGCCUUCAGAGUGCAAGAAUAUUUAAUAAUACUUUAAUAAUUGUGGAACCAAAAGAAAAUAAACUAAGAAGACCAAAAAAUAUUUCUUCUCAAAACAAUGAACUCUCUAACAAUUUGUUUCCCUUAGAAAUUUAUAGGUCAUUGUGGAAAAUGGAAAAGAUUGAUACAUCUAAUAAUUCAAUUUUCGUAGGGUUUAUUAAUUCUAAACAUUUUAAAUCACCAUUAGCAUAUGUGUCAAUAAUAAAUUUUGAACUUAGCCUUAAGGAGAAACCAUCAGUCCCAAGUGAGUGUAGUGACAUGUCAAACAAAAGAAUUGCCAUUGAAAUUAGAUGCAACGAUAGUGUACCGACGGGACAGAUAUUACUAUCUGAAAAUAUUUGGAACUCCAUAGGUAUGGAACCAAAUAACGGCUGUAAGAUCAAUAUUGAAUUUAUAGUUGCAAAUAAUCAAGAAAACGUCACUGAAUGUAAAAUUAUAAUCCAACAAUGUACAAAUGACAAAAACGCUGAAUUACAAUUAAUCGAUGAAGAUUUAUUAAAGGGUAAAAUAGAUAAUUCUCAUUAUAAUGUUUUAACUGAUGGUCAAUAUUUAUCCAUGGAAAAUGUAUAUAUUCGGAUUGUAUCUAGUAAAAAUGGUAAACAUAUUCCAUUUUUGCAACUUAAUAACAAAGAUAAAUUAAACUAUAUUAUCAAAGAAAACAUUAAUUUGGAUCGUCAAUUAGGCGUAUCCGCUAAAUAUGAUGAAAUUGUUGCUUGUCAUGACAAGUAUUUAAAAUUAAAUGAAAUUGAUAAUGAAAUAUUGGACUAUAUUACAUUCCCAUUUUUACCAUCUCCCGGUGUAAUUAUAGAGGGAACUUCCUAUCUAGGUAAGACAACUAUGUUAAAAGAACUUGCCAUGCAAUUACAAGUAAGCUAUGGAUAUUUUACCAAGUAUGUUGAUUGCAAAAAUAUCCAUGAGACUACAAGUUUUGAAAGAAUGAAAAAAUUGAUCGAUAAUUGGAUUGAUAUUUUAAAAUUUUAUCAACCAUGUAUCUUAAUAUUAGAUGAAGCUAACAUCUUAUUCCCCAAUAACAAAUCAGAUGAUCCUCAACAGCAAAUCCUAUUACAACAGGGAGAAUCUGUAAGUUCGAAAAUUACAUUAUAUUUUAUUGACAAAAUGAAUGAAUUAUUCAAAUCUGAUAUUAAUUGUGUUCGAGUAAUAUUUUCAGCAAUUGAUCAAGAAUCGUUAAAUAGUUUAUUUUUCACUAAACAUUUUAUUGUUGAGAAUUGGAAGUUAAUGCCACCAAAUGUCAACGGUAGAGAAAAAUUAUUGAAAUAUUUCAAUGCUCAAACGCCUAUAAUUAAUAAUGAUGACUCAUAUCACAAUAUAGCAUUAGAAAUUGAAGGUUAUUCACCUCUAGACAUCAAACAUUUAAUUGAACAAUUAUAUUUACAAAGUCAAUUUCCCGACAAAUUACAUGAUAACGAAGAUGAAUUAAUCUCUUCAUGUAUUAAAGAAUUCAAGCCUAUGUCACUAGAAGGUAUCAAAUUAACUAAAAAUACAGGGGUCAAAUGGACUGAUAUUGGAGCGUUACAAAAUACAAAGCGAGUAUUACUAGAAACAUUAGAAUGGCCUAACAAAUACGAACCAAUUUUCAAGAAUUGUCCAUUACGGUUAAGGUCUGGUAUCCUAUUAUAUGGAUAUCCUGGUUGUGGUAAGACAUUACUUGCCAAUGCCAUUGCUGAACAAUGUGGAUUAAAUUUUAUCACUAUCAAGGGACCUGAAAUAUUAAAUAAAUAUAUCGGUGCUAGUGAGCAAAAUAUACGAGAAUUAUUUGAUAAGGCAAUGAGUAUCCAGCCAUGUAUAUUGUUUUUCGAUGAAUUUGAGUCCAUUGCACCCAAAAGAGGACAUGAUUCUACGGGUGUCACUGAUCGUAUUGUAAAUCAAUUAUUGACACAAAUGGAUGGUGCUGAAGGGUUAGAUGGUGUGUACGUUUUGGCUGCCACAAGUAGACCGGAUUUAAUUGACCCUGCAUUGCUAAGACCAGGCAGACUGGAUAAAAGUAUUAUAUGUGAUAUGCCUAAUCAUCAAGAAAGAGAAGAAAUUUUGCAAACCAUUACAAGCGUGAAUACAAAUCUGCCAAAUAAAAUCAUUAUCGAUGAAAAUGUAAAUUUGAAUGAUAUUGCCCAAAAGACAGAAAAUUACACUGGUGCUGAUUUACAAGGAUUAUGUUAUAAUGCGUAUUUGAAAGCUGUCCACCGCUCUUUAGAAUCGGAAAAUGUGCCCAAUAAGGGAACCACUGUAGAAGAAAAUAGUCAUCGAAUUGAAGACGAAGAAUAUUUCAUUAUCAACGACAAUAAAGGAGAUGGCUACAUCUAUAAGAAUGCCAGUGCUAAUUCCAGCACCCAGAGUCCCGCCACCCUUAAUCCGCAUACGGUUAAAGUGACUCCAGAAUGCCUGACUAAAGCAUUACAUGACACAAAACCCAGUAUCUCACAACACGAAUUAGCCAAGCUACAAUCUAUAUACACUAAAUUUGUGGCAGAACGUGAAGGUAAACUGCGUGACGGAGAAGCACCCCAAGAGGUCAGCAGCAGACUGUCUCUGAUGUGA
Henningerozyma blattae CBS 6284 is the source of this 3096-nucleotide messenger RNA. It is a transcript of the gene PEX1, whose product is annotated as AAA family ATPase peroxin 1. Gene Ontology annotation, biological process: protein import into peroxisome matrix. The record is from RefSeq and is a predicted model, not a curated record. The coding region runs from base 1 to 3096 and encodes 1031 amino acids. The transcript has a single exon. NCBI's taxonomy places the organism in Eukaryota, Fungi, Ascomycota, Saccharomycetes, Saccharomycetales, Saccharomycetaceae. Gene Ontology annotation, molecular function: ATP binding; ATP hydrolysis activity. Gene Ontology annotation, cellular component: peroxisomal membrane; peroxisome; cytosol.